CUUGCAUAUUAGGCCCACUUUUCACCCAUCCGACUCUCCCAUACCGAGCGCACUACGUUGGCGCAACCUCACCGCGGUGCAGUCCGGCACGCUAUCUCGCAGCUAUCCAAGCGCUCCUCGGACGUACGAACUCGCCGAGGUUCAAACUUUCCUCCCUGGUGACGAGUCAACCGAUAUGCGGGCCACUGAUAUUAUCCUCCUGGUGGUCAAUACUAUGGGAUGAACGAAGGGUCUUGGUGCUGAAUUGAACGCCAAGAUCGAGGAACUUGCUGAGCCUACUCAUGUCUUCGAGAUCAUCGGUCCUGAAGAGAAAGGAUGGCCAACCACUUUGCCAACCUAUGAUGCUUUUUACAACCAAUCUGCCCCAAGCAAGGCGUUCCAAUACACCCUUGCAGCAAUAUCGCCAAAGCUUAACGAGUACAGAUUUUAACGCCGUCGACCAGCGCAACUUAAGCAUCUUAUCUUACUUCCACGCUAUAUACCCAUCUAAUACACCGCCCCCAUCAACUCCAUUUCGUCAAACAACAGCGACUAAAUGGGACACCUCUCACCCUCUUUGUGCCUGGUAUCCGUAUGAAGUAUACUGGAGCCAGGCAUUCGACCAGGUCAUCCUGAUCGGCGCAGGAUACGAGGACGUGAUCCCCUCGGAGAUCUCCAACGUCUUGAACCGCACGAUUGUUGGUCUUGUCGAAUGCGAGCCAGGGACCGAAGACCCAGUAUAUCCCAACCCCUCCGACGCCGAGAAUUGCCCUACACCCAAGCCACACAUCCGCCCGUACCCUCAAACACCACUUGCCAUGGUCUUGCUCUCAUUCGCGCUAUCUCGCCUACUUCAUCGUACACGCACAUCCUCACCCCGGUUCCACCCGCUAUUCUUGCGCGUUGUCGGAUGAUCGUCAAGGGCGAGUUGGAUCUGCCUAUCUGGGGAAUGCUCGAUUUUACAGACGCGAAUGAAGGGGUUGCAGGUGCAAAGAAGGGUCGGGCGCCAUAUUCGCGAUGGCAAGAGUGAAGGCUUAGGUGGGGAGCGGAGAAGAGUAGGAGGAACCACAUGCGGAAAGCUCAGAUGUGAUAGGUCAACAAACGAAAUGUACACUACGUCUAUGAUACACCAUAAUUCACAAUCGUGACAAGCC
Messenger RNA from Suillus paluster, 1133 nucleotides. RefSeq lists its product as uncharacterized. Lineage: Eukaryota; Fungi; Basidiomycota; Agaricomycetes; Boletales; Suillaceae. Bases 282 to 893 code for a protein of 203 amino acids. The transcript has a single exon. The record is from RefSeq and is a predicted model, not a curated record.